AUGAAAAAAUCUCUUCCAUCAUUAAUCAAUAAUGAAGAUGAUAUUGAUGAUAAGGUGACUGGAGGCAUAGAUCGACAACUUCAGUCCCCUCAUUCAACCACUAAUGAUAAAGUUCCAGGAUCUUCACCACGUCAGAUUUCCAAGAUGAAAAAAUCGCGUCACUUAGAUUGUGACUCGUCUAUGACAUCUAAGGUUGAAACAACAGUUUCGAAAAAGGGGCGAAAACCAGCUUCAUCAUUAGCAGCAAAACCUCAGAAACGUGUUUACUCGCAUUUUGAAUAUAGUGGUAGCAACACUGCAUCAUCUUCACGCAAAGAAUGUAGUGAUUUUGACGUGCUUUAUUACGAAAGUUAUGAUCCCAAUGCACCACCGUUUGAUAGACAAACAUGCAAGCUUAAAUUUUCUUGUACUGUUGGGGACUGUAAGAUGAUAUUAUCAAACAAUGUUAGUUUUAUCUUUCACUUGUGGGCACACUUAUCAGAAUUCAAUUAUUCUACCACUGGUUUUAUGAUAGAACGGGAACUGGAUCAGUUGUAUCGCUGUCCACAAUGUCUUCGUAUCUUUCCUACUCCAUACGAAAUGCAAUUUCAUUUUGGUAAUGUGCAUGGUCCAGAUUUAUCUGCACCCAUAUGCAGAAUAUGUGAAAUUGUUAUUAAAGAACCCGAACACUGGAAAAUUCAUCAUAAAUAUGAUAUUCCAUAUCACUGUAGAAAAUGCCGGUACAGGACGAGCAUAAGAAAUAAUUUUAUAGAUCAUUUCGUUCGAUUUCAUUCAUAUACUCGUAUUUUAUUAUGCCCUUUUUGUUUAGCUUAUUUUCGCGUAUCCGAUACGAAUGCGUCUAUAGUACGUGAAAGUGAAUAUGUCAAGCACUUUUUUCAGCACCAACGAGAGAGUUAUCGCUGUAAUCAGUGUUCGCUGAGAUUCAUAGAUUUUUCUGAUAAAAUCGCACAUAAAAAAGAUCAUAUUGAACCAGAUCCGAACUGGGUCACAGUAACUGCUAGAUUACAUACAAGACGAAAAGGUCGUUAUGAACGGGAGGAACCCGCAGAGCGAUGCUGCAUUGAGUGUAAAGAACCGAUAAAUGAUGUCUUGGCUCAUUUUAAGGAUAGAUAUAAUUGUUCUUAUUGUCAUUAUGAAACUUAUUGUAGAAAAGCGUACGAUCAGCAUGUCUCGAUUGAUUGUAGAAUAGAACGGAAAGGUUUAAACAGCAAUCACUUAUUAAAGGAAGUAGUUAUUUGUGACAACUGUAAUCGUGCCUCCUGCAAUAGAGACAUUUUAAAUCAUAUACGAGAAUGUAGUGGUGGUAGUUGUACUGUUGCCACUUUAAAGCAAGAUGAAAAAACUCUUUUCAGCCACUUAAGUGAUGAAUUCGAAGCGAAGCUUUUUGCACUCCGUCCAGCAAGUCAUUACAGCGAUUUAGAUGAUAAGAGCUUUUCUCGUUCGCACAAUAUAGUUCCACCCGAUUCCACUAUAUCGUUUUCUAAAGCUUAUAUGGAAUUGUAUCAAGCACAUUACCGCUAUGUGUAA
This is a messenger RNA of Thelazia callipaeda (thelaziosis nematode), 1527 nucleotides long. The record is from the annotation of a GenBank genome assembly. NCBI's taxonomy places the organism in Eukaryota, Metazoa, Nematoda, Chromadorea, Rhabditida, Thelaziidae.